Molecule: messenger RNA, 489 nt
Organism: Lodderomyces theae
Lineage: Eukaryota; Fungi; Ascomycota; Pichiomycetes; Serinales; Debaryomycetaceae
Exons: 1
Coding region: 1-489 (162 amino acids)
Biological process (GO): mitochondrial proton-transporting ATP synthase complex assembly
Cellular component (GO): mitochondrial matrix
Source: RefSeq, a predicted model, not a curated record
AUGACGAUUGCUCUCAAGACAUUCCCCACAUUCAAACAGCUUUACCGCAACAUAUAUCAAGAACUACUUGCGUACGAAGCCAAGACUUUAGCAGCACAGAAGCAAAAGGAAAACACCAAACUCACAGCCUACUACUCAUAUUUAAAGUCAGUUGCUCAAAGGGAUGGUAAACCAGUGGAUGACAUCAACAGCAAGCUCGAGUCAUUAAAGAAAAGUAAGUUACAAGAGAGCCCUUCCUCCACUUCCUCGGAUGUGUCCAACCAACCUGCCGAAUUGCAAGACUUAUCCACGUUACAUAACAUCAUUGGUGACAAAGUAGGUAUCAAUUCCAGCUACGAAUUGAACAACUUGAACAAUGUGGCUACAUUCUUGAAAAAUCAGCGGGAAUAUUUCGAAUUGUUGGUGAGAUACAAUCCGGGGUUAUUGAUGGACCAACAAGAAAACGUAUCCAAGACGGCCAAUAGAGUCGGAUUGGAUGUACCUGAAUAA